AAUUUCAUGUUUUAAUGAUAAAAACCAAACAUGCAAAAUUUCAGAUUUCCCAACGCCACCGGAUCGUGGUCCAUUCAUCAAAGAGGUCACCGGGCAUUAUUUGACACUCUCUUGGAUUCCAACAAAACGGGCACCGCCGCGUUAUCCACAACUUGACUAUAAUAUCCCAGAGCCGGUAUGCAAAGUUCGAAAUUUGGAGCUCGGAAAGAGCUAUCAGUUCCGAGUUCGAGCAGAAAAUAUAUACGGUAUAAGUGAUCCAUCACCAGCUUCGCCACCAUCUCGAUUGAUGGCGCCUCCACAACCUGUGCUGGACAAGAACAGACGAGUGAUCCCACUGCUCGAUCCAUAUGCAGAGCGUGCCCUUGAUCAGGCUUACGCUGAACAAUAUGCAUGCGCACCAUGGUUUGCACCCGGAGUUGAAGAGAAACGAUUCUGUGCAGAGAAUGACACUCUAAUAAUAACAUUAUGGGUAUCCGGUUAUCCGGAUCCAAAAAUCACAUGGAAAUUCCGUGGAAUGGAUUUGGAAUCUGGACCUACAUCAAAGGAGAAUGUUGGACAGUACCAAUGCAUUGCUAGUAAUCAGUACGGCGACGCUCAACAAAAUAUCCAAGUUGAUCUCGGUGCUCGACCAAGGUUUAUUCAGCCGCUGAUUAAUAAAGUUGUGUCGGGUGGUAAACCGCUAAGGUUAGAUGUACGUGUUGAAGGAAGUCCAUUCCCAGAAAUCAAAUGGAUGAAGGAAUGGAGGCCAAUUGUGGAAUCAUCACGUGUUCGAUUUGUUCGUGAAGGACCAUAUCUGUGUUCGUUGAUAAUUAACGAUCCGCUGUGGCGCGAUUGUGGUAUCUAUUCGGUAACUGCAGUCAAUGAAGCUGGUACAGCAACGACGACGUGUUCAGUCACCGUUGAAGGUUGACA
Messenger RNA from Gongylonema pulchrum, 912 nucleotides. The record is from the annotation of a GenBank genome assembly. NCBI's taxonomy places the organism in Eukaryota, Metazoa, Nematoda, Chromadorea, Rhabditida, Gongylonematidae.